UUUGCUUCCUCUCUUCUCUGUCAACGCAAACAAAAAGAGCUUCCGAGGAAGCUUCGUCCCUCCCUCCCUCUCUCUCUCCCUCUCUGUAUCUCCAUCUCUCUCCCUUUACAAAAAGAGGAUCUCCCCAUCUCUCUUCCUUCACUCCGAAGUUCAUGUGAGAACGGUCGGGAAGAAAAAAAACCCAAAUCCAAGUUCCUUCUCUCUACAUUUCUGCAAUCCAUGGAGCAAAAUCACAACCUCACAUUGGCGAAAACUGGAAAGAGAAAAACCCCAGAAUCCGAGGAUUGUGAAAUUUUUGGUGGUGCCUUGUUGGAUGGUCUGAAUCAAGACCUGCUCGAGGGGGUCCUCUCAUGGCUACCCGCCUCCAGCUUCUUCCGCCUCCGUUCAGUGUGCAAAAGAUGGAGUUCCGUUGCAGCGUCUGCAACCUUCCGAAUCGCCUGCUCUCGGAUCCCCUCCAGAGAUCCGUGGUUCUUCAUGGUGGAUCCCCAUCUCAACCAAUCAAUCGUCUUUGAUACAACUGAAAGGAAUUGGAAGAAUCUCAACUACCCACAUCUCCUGCGGCAGGACUGUAAUGCCAAAUCCAUCCCAGUUGCCUCGUCAGGAGGCUUGGUCUGUUUCCGCACGGUCUCUGGUGACUUCAUCGUCUGCAAUCCGAUCACAGGUGCCUGUCGGGAGCUCCCCCCAGCAGGCCUGUCCAGCCAAAGUCAUACUCUUCACGCUAUUGCCAUGAGUUCAUCUACGCAAGACCCUUCCUUGUAUAAGCUGGUCUUAGUCGCUGGUGAAUUGCCUUCUCUCACUGUCAAAACCUAUGAUUCUGUGAAAAACCAAUGGGAAGACGACUUCACACUAAGUAGGAAAACCGACAAUUUGCCGGAAUCUGACAUGUCCAGUGACGAUACAGUGUACUUUCUCAGCAAGGCCGGAGAUGUGGUUGCGACAAACAUGCAACGCAGCCCGUCUAAGCAAUACUCAUCUGUUAUAACUGUCGAAAAUGGAGAAGAGAUAAUCUAUUUCCUUAGCUUCUCUGGGACGGUCGUCGCAUGCAACCUUGCUCGGAAAUGCUUCUCCGAGUACCCAAGGCUGCUGCCAGUGUUCUUUGAGUAUUCAAUUGACGUGGUUGAGUGUAGAGGGGAGAUGUUGGUGGUGGUCUUGUGGGAGUUCCUAGAGACAGCAAGCCUAAGGGUGUGGAGGUUCUCUGAGGUGGGCCGUGUGUGGACCCAGAUUGCCGUGAUGCCGCCAGCUAUGUCGCAUGAGUUCUAUGGCAAGAAGGCAGACAUAAACUGUGUUGGGUGCGGCGACCGGAUGCUGAUCUGCGUGAACUCGGGUGAGUUCAAUAGCUACAUUAUGUGUAAUGUGGCGCAGAACGAGUGGGUGGAGUUGCCCAAAUGCCUUAUUAAUGGGGAGGCUAAGGAAUUCAUGUCUGCAUUCUCAUUUGAGCCUAGAGUGGAAGCUUGUGUAUGAGACUGUUCGGGUGUGUUUGAUUGAUGAUGAUGGUUUUGAUUUCUUCUUCCCAUUGUUGUAAAAUGGCCAAUGGUGUUUGGCAUAAAAAAAAGGCAAUGUAUGUGUAUAUAUUCUUCUAUUUGGUUUCUUUAGUGAUGAUCUUGCAAGCUCAUUUCCUA
Messenger RNA from Magnolia sinica, 1619 nucleotides. Its product is annotated as F-box only protein 13. Lineage: Eukaryota; Viridiplantae; Streptophyta; Magnoliopsida; Magnoliales; Magnoliaceae. The coding region runs from base 220 to 1461 and encodes 413 amino acids. The transcript is spliced from 2 exons. The record is from RefSeq and is a predicted model, not a curated record. Gene Ontology annotation, molecular function: protein binding.